Fraxinus pennsylvanica is the source of this 1488-nucleotide messenger RNA. The record is from the annotation of a GenBank genome assembly. NCBI's taxonomy places the organism in Eukaryota, Viridiplantae, Streptophyta, Magnoliopsida, Lamiales, Oleaceae.
AUGAAUUCGAGUCAUGGAAAAUAUAAUAACAAGUCUGGCUCAAUGAAUGCUUUUGAUUUCGAUCUUGGAAUCGGGACGGGACGCCCCAAAACUUUGAACGAUCAGAAAAAACAAACUUCCUCGUAUUCGUCCACCUCGUAUACGUAUUCAUCUGCGUACUCGAAGCCGAGUACGACACCGGCAUGGACCCAUAAACCGGUGAAUCCCGUCCAGUCUACUGGAUCUGGGUCUUUGUCCGGCCCGACGUCCAUGGUGGGAGAUAUUUUUGGGAAGAGCUGGAACUCUUCGGCUCCGAUGAACUCUGGUGGCUCGGGUAUCGGGAUUGUGAAUAGUAAGAACCCGAAUUUGUUUGGAGAUUUAGUGAGCUCGGCAAUAGGUGGCAACAAGAACAGCACCAACGUGCCAUUGAAAAACGCAGCUCCAACUGCAAAUAAGAACACGUACUCGAUGGGGGGAAUGGCUGAUUCAUUGCCCAGAAUGGACAGUUCUGUGAACAAUGGUGGAAGGUCGGGGACUAAUGUUAGUAAUAGCAGUGGAACUAUGAAUUGGGGUGGAAGUUAUCUAAAGAGUUCGAGUAUUGGUGGUGGGAAUGUGAAUUUGAGUGGGAAUACUGCUAAGAGUUCAAAUCUAGGUGGUCCAUCUAUGAAGAGUAUGGCAGGAAGUGGCAGUAUGAGUUCAAAUAAGGACCCUUUUGGAUCUUUGGUUGAUUUCAGCUCUAAGCCAACUGGUGGUAUGAAAUCUGAGAAUAAAGGGAGCAAGAAGAGCGGUCUUGAGGAUGAGUUUGGGGAUUUUAAAAAUGUGGCUCCAAAAGCAAGUGGAUCUUCAUUUCCAUCGAGUGCCUUUCCUACGACUAAUACUGAUCCAAUGGAUGAUUUUGGGUUUUCAAAUCCUCAGCCUCAGGCUCAAAGUCAGCCAUCAGGGCAAUCUGUGGGGGUAAAUGAUUUUGAUGCAUUAUUUUCUUCUUCCGGUGGCAGCGCAAACCACGGUCAAGGAUUUGAGAGCCAGCAGUUUUCAGGGGGUGAUGAUUGGGGUAUGGAUUCAGAAUUUGGAGGGCACGAUACUGGUGGGACCACUGAGAUUGAAGGGCUUCCACCCCCACCUGCCGGAUUUACUGGUUCAGCUGCAAAGACUAAGGGUAUGGAUAAUCUUAAGCAGGGGCAGUAUGCUGAUGCUAUCAAAUGGUUGUCUUGGGCUGUCAUUCUUCUUGAAAAGGCCGGGGACAAUGAUGGGACUACAGAGGUUUUAACCUGCAGAGCUUCAUGUUACAAGGAAGUUGGGGAGUACAAAAAGGCUGUGGCUGACUGCACAAAGGUGCUGGAGCAGGAUGACUCAAAUGUAUCUGUCCUCGUACAACGUGCUCUUCUUUACGAGAGCAUGGAGAAAUACAAGCUUGGGGCAGAGGACCUCAGGACUGUUAUGAAACUCGAUCCUGGCAAUAGAGUUGCUAGAAGUACCAUUCAUCGUUUGACUAAGAUGGCUGGCUAUUAG